CUGAGCUCCGCAGUGUGGAGCUGCAUCCACUCAGCACGGAGCUCCAGUAGUGAUUGAUAGUGAUGGUGAACACUGGGGGGGAUGGAGCCCCCUGAAACCUUCAGGACAUGUCUGCGAGUGAACUUCACCAAAUAUCUGGAGGCUACAAUCUCCUGACUCCCAGAGCAGUGCAGAGUGCCCGGGCGUAAUGUGAUUGCUCUUUUUAAUCAGUUUGACAGCAGCUGGAGCCCCGGCAGUCCUCGCCCGACCAGCGGUGGAGCCGUAAAUCUCUGUAGAACAGCCUAAAAAACAGCAUAGGGACUGUUUUUCAGAGUUGAGGAAAACUCUACAAUCUUUAAACAUGGCCAUGUUUGAGCUAAAGAAAGAAAGCUGAACUCUUAAAACAUCUUUACACAACUUUCUAACAAUCAUGGCAGGCUGUUUUUAUCUAGAAACUUCCUAUUCUCAGCAUGUUCCUCACUAACCAGAAAGUCCUAAGACUCCAACUGGCAGCUUAAUCCAUCUGGUUGCUUGAUCGCUGGUUCUGACCUCGCCACAAGGAAUAAAAGCACCGUUGCAAUAGUCCCGUGAAUACCAGCAAUGCCCCAUCUCAACGUUACGACGUUACACUCCUCGAACUUUACCAACAUCCCAGAAUCGGGCAAUCUGUACCGUCCGUUUUCUGUCUUCAGCGUCCUCACCCUCACCCUCCUCGCCAUGCUCGUCGUGGCCACAUUCGUCUGGAACCUCCUGGUCCUGGUGACCAUCCUGAGGGUGCGAACCUUUCACCGCGUUCCUCACAACCUGGUGGCCUCCAUGGCCAUCUCCGACGUGAUGGUGGCGGGUCUGGUGAUGCCGCUGAGUCUGGUGCGGGAGCUGUACGGUCGGCGCUGGAUCCUGGGCCGAAUCCUCUGCCAGGUGUGGAUCUCCUGUGACGUGCUCUGCUGCACGGCCAGCAUUUGGAACGUGACGGCCAUAGCCCUGGACCGCUACUGGUCCAUCACGCGGCAUCUGGAGUACACGCUCAAGACCCGGAAGAGGAUCUCCAACGUGAUGAUCGGACUAACGUGGCUCCUCUCCUCGGUUAUCUCCCUCUCGCCGCUCUUCGGCUGGGGAGAGACGUAUUCCGAGGAGUCGCUGGCCUGUCAGGUCAGCCAGGAACCUUCGUACACAGUCUUCUCGACUUUUGGGGCUUUCUACCUGCCUCUGUGUGUGGUGCUGUUUGUUUACUGGAAGAUCUACAAGGCGGCCAAGUUUCGCAUCGGAUCCAGAAAGACCAACACCAUCAUGCCCAUGGCUGAGGUCAUUGAGGUGAAGGAGGCCAGCCAGCAGCCUCAGAUGGCCUUCACGGUGCGGCACACGGCCGUCUCCUUCCAGACGGAUGGCGAGACGUGGCGGGAGCAGAAGGAGCGGCGGGCGGCGCUGAUGGUGGGCAUUCUGAUCGGGGUCUUCGUCCUCUGCUGGAUCCCGUUCUUCCUGGCCGAACUCAUCACCCCGCUGUGCUCCUGCGACAUCCCUCCGGCCUGGAAGAGCGUCUUCCUGUGGCUGGGCUACUCCAACUCCUUCUUCAACCCGCUCAUCUACACCGCCUUCAAUAAGAACUACAACAGCGCCUUCAGAAACCUCUUCUCCAGGCAGCGCUGACUGAACACGGCUGUGUGAACUACAGUAUUUACUGUAUGAUCCAUACAGUCAUUCUGACAGACUGUAAUGCACUACAGGAAGUGUAGGGGGCGCUCUACAAUGUUUAUAUGAUCAACAUGUUCAUUCUGACAGACUGUAAUAAACAACAGGAAGUGUAGAUGGCGCUUAAGAAUGGUCUAUAUAUGUAUAAGAUUUCACACAGUCAAUAUGGCUGACUGUAAUACAAUACAGAUACAGUACAGGCGGCGCUCUAUAAUGCUCUAUAAUGUUCAUAUGAACAACACACUCAUUCUGUCAGAGUGUAAUACAUUACAGGAAGUGUAGGGGCGCUCUAUAAUGCUCUAUAAUGUUCAUACGAACAACACGCUCAUUCUGUCAGACUGUAAUACACUACAGGAAGUGUAGGGGGCGCUCUAUAAUACUCUAUAAUGUUCAUAUGAUCUACACAGUCAUUCUGACAGACUGUAAUACAUCAUGUGAAGCGUAGGGGGCGCUCUAUAAUGUUCAUAUGAUCGACAUGUUCAUUCUGACAGACUGUAAUACACUACAGGAAGUGUAGGUGGCCCUAUAGAACGGUCUAUAAAUGUAUAAGAUUUCACACAGUCAAUAUGGCUGACUAUAAUACAAUACAGGAAGUACAGGGGGCGCUCUAUAAUGCUCUAUAAUGUUCAUAUGAACAACACGCACAUUCUGUCAGACUGUAAUACACUACAGGAAGUGUAGGGGCGCUCUAUAAUGCUGUAUAAUGGUUUAUAUGAUCCACAUGUUCAUUCUGACAGACUGUAAUACAUCAUAUGAAGCGUAGGGGCGCUCUAUAAUGCUCUAUAAUAUUCAUAUAUUCAUAUAUUCAUUCUACACAGUCAUUCUGUCAGACUGUAAUACACUACAGGAAGUGUGGGGGCGCUCUAUAGUGCUCUAU
Messenger RNA from Astyanax mexicanus (Mexican tetra), 2542 nucleotides. It is a transcript of the gene htr5ab, whose product is annotated as 5-hydroxytryptamine (serotonin) receptor 5A, genome duplicate b. The transcript is spliced from 3 exons. Gene Ontology annotation, biological process: adenylate cyclase-activating adrenergic receptor signaling pathway. Gene Ontology annotation, cellular component: plasma membrane. Gene Ontology annotation, molecular function: G protein-coupled serotonin receptor activity. Lineage: Eukaryota; Metazoa; Chordata; Actinopteri; Characiformes; Acestrorhamphidae. The record is from RefSeq and is a predicted model, not a curated record. Bases 580 to 1623 code for a protein of 347 amino acids.